AUGACAAUAGUUGAAGAUCAUUUACCACAAUAUAAACAAUAUUAUUGGGGAAUACCCGAUUCACCGAUCGAUUGGUGCGAAUUAAAUUAUGAAGUUUCCCCAUAUAUAUGCGAAUUCUACAAUACUAUAUCGAGUUUUGCCAUCACUGCUUUCGCAGUGUAUGGUAUGUAUCUUUUGGUGUAUCCGUACGGCACCACCAAGUUGCUGCAGCACAUCAAAAUAGUAAAGGCACUCGAUAUACGCAAUAAAGUGAUGGUUGCCUACGUGGCACUGUCGACGGUCGGUGUCGGUUCAGCAUUCUACCACGCAACACUCCUCUACAAACACCAGCUAUUCGACGAAUUCCCAAUGAUCAUUUCGAUCAGUUGUUUCCUCUACUGUUUUUUCACAAUCAAUCCGGUGAGCAAAGCCGACAGCAAGUACUACAAACUGUUCCGUUUCCUGCUGCCCUACGUGCUGACCCUCUACUUCCUGGUGGUGGCAUCGACCAUCUACGUCAUUCGUAACAUACCGACAAUUUUGUGGCGAUAG
Molecule: messenger RNA, 531 nt
Organism: Heterostelium album PN500
Lineage: Eukaryota; Evosea; Eumycetozoa; Acytosteliales; Acytosteliaceae
Gene: dcd3B
Product: alkaline dihydroceramidase
Exons: 2
Coding region: 1-531 (176 amino acids)
Biological process (GO): ceramide metabolic process
Cellular component (GO): endoplasmic reticulum membrane
Source: RefSeq, a predicted model, not a curated record